AUGGCGCCGUCAAACGAGGCAGACAUGUCUGUCGACUACUACGAACUGCUGUCAAUCCCAGCAACGGCGUCAGAGUCUGAAAUUCGACGUGCUUACAGGCAAACCUCGCGGCUCUAUCACCCGGACAAAGUCAAGCCCACGCCCGAGACCUUGGAGAAGUUCCAGCUCCUGCAAACCGCGCUUAAUAUUCUCACAGACGCGGCUGAGAAAUUAAAAUAUGACCAGACGCGGGAAGCCAAGCAAAGGCGUCUGGCGGAGACUGCUGCUCUCGAAAGCCGACGACGACAGAUGAAGGAAGAGCUGGAGAAAAGAGAGGGCGGCUCCGUCGCCACAGGAAUGGCCCCGUCGGUGAGCGGCGUGAAGCGCACCUGGACCGAGCGGGAACUCGAAAUCAAGCGCAUCGCUGAAGAGAACAGGAGGAAGCGAGAGGCGGCAAUGGCACACAAGGCUCAAGAGGCACAUGCCCGGACACAGGCAGCAACCGAGGCGGGAGCGGAAGAGCAAUCCUCCAGCUCGAUAGACCGAUCUGUCAAAGUGCGCUGGAUCAAGGAAGCAGACGGGUUGGAGAUUGACCAGGAGGCACUCGAGGAGAACUUCGCCGCCGGCGAUGUCGAGAACGUCCUGGUGCUGAAAGACAAGAAACGUCGUGUCGAAGGCAGAGAUAGAAAGGUCCUACUGGGCACUGCUGUCAUUGUGUUCAAGUCCUUGGCUAUAGCUAAGAAGGUGGUGGCACGGGGUCCGUGGGAGGGAAUCGAAAGCGUCGAGUGGGCCACAACAAAGGAAACCGAUGGCGGUUGA
This is a messenger RNA of Fonsecaea multimorphosa CBS 102226, 798 nucleotides long. RefSeq lists its product as uncharacterized. The transcript has a single exon. Bases 1 to 798 code for a protein of 265 amino acids. Gene Ontology annotation, biological process: spliceosomal complex disassembly. The record is from RefSeq and is a predicted model, not a curated record. NCBI's taxonomy places the organism in Eukaryota, Fungi, Ascomycota, Eurotiomycetes, Chaetothyriales, Herpotrichiellaceae. Gene Ontology annotation, cellular component: spliceosomal complex.